UCCUGGCAACAUAAAAACAGCUGCGGAGGAGGAACGGUGCUGCCUUCAUUCCGGACGGAGAGUUCGCGCAGUGCAUCGUUUCUAUCAGCAUGACUCUCGAGGCUGACUUCAACGUUGCUGCGGAAAAUGUAAAAAAAUUAAAGACUAAACCCACGGAUGAUGAACUAAGGGAACUGUAUGGUCUCUACAAACAGUCUAUUGUGGGAGACAUCAAUAUUGAGUGUCCCGGAAUGCUGGACUUGAAAGGCAAAGCCAAAUGGGAAGCAUGGAACCAUAAGAAAGGUUUGUCAAAGGAAGAUGCCAUGAAUGCUUAUAUUUCUAAAACAAAUGAGCUGAUUAAGAAAUACGGAAUGUAGAAUUUGACUAGUUUGAAGAUUAGGGUAUUAAUUUC
This is a messenger RNA of Elgaria multicarinata webbii, 391 nucleotides long. It is a transcript of the gene ACBD7, whose product is annotated as acyl-CoA binding domain containing 7. The transcript is spliced from 4 exons. The record is from RefSeq and is a predicted model, not a curated record. Lineage: Eukaryota; Metazoa; Chordata; Lepidosauria; Squamata; Anguidae. The coding region runs from base 90 to 356 and encodes 88 amino acids. Gene Ontology annotation, biological process: fatty acid metabolic process. Gene Ontology annotation, molecular function: fatty-acyl-CoA binding.